This is a messenger RNA of Paraphaeosphaeria sporulosa, 778 nucleotides long. Its product is annotated as cytochrome c oxidase subunit VI. The coding region runs from base 104 to 547 and encodes 147 amino acids. NCBI's taxonomy places the organism in Eukaryota, Fungi, Ascomycota, Dothideomycetes, Pleosporales, Didymosphaeriaceae. The transcript is spliced from 4 exons. Gene Ontology annotation, cellular component: mitochondrial inner membrane. Gene Ontology annotation, biological process: mitochondrial electron transport, cytochrome c to oxygen. The record is from RefSeq and is a predicted model, not a curated record.
CCUCCACCCGCCGACACCACCUCCGCUCUCCCUUCGACCCAAUUGCGCGCCCGCCCGCCCCCGAAACCGCCUGUCCAGCUUUCCGCCCGGCCAUUGAGCAGCCAUGUCCUUCGUGCGCGCCGCAUCGAGGGUCUCCCGCGUGGGCCUGCGAGUUCCGGCCUACCGCGCCAGCCCCGUAGCCUGGACCGCCCAGCGUGCUUUCUCCCAGUCGGCCAUCCGAUGCAGCGAACACGCCGAAGAGACGUUUGAGGAGUUCACUGCCAGAUACGAGAAGGAGUUUGACAAGGUCAACGAUGUCUUCGAGCUCCAGCGAAACCUGAACAACUGCUUCGCCUACGAUCUCGUCCCCUCGCCGACGGUCAUAACCGCCGCUCUCCGCGCUGCGCGCCGCGUCAACGACUUCCCUUCCGCUGUCCGGGUUUUUGAGGGCAUCAAGUUCAAGGUGGAGAACAAGACCCAGUACGAGGAGUACCUCCAGGAGCUCGAGCCCAUACGUGAGGAGCUCGGCAUCCCGCUGAAGGAGGCCAUGUACCCGGAGGAGAAGUAAACUCCUCGUAUCAGUGCAAUGCCUCCCUCCCAGAGGAGUAACUCAACGCGACUACCAAUGUCACCAUUUCGAUUUCUUAGAGUCUAGAGGGAUGGAAGACGAGAUGGGAGGGAUGGAACGCUGUACUAUAAGUGUGAGUUUGUACUGCAGCCUGGACGGGAUCGAGGGUGUGGAAGGGGACGUAGAGCGGUACGCCGCUGUAGUUGCUGUACAGAGUUCCUUUUUGCUUCC